This is a messenger RNA of Paramecium pentaurelia, 3478 nucleotides long. The record is from the annotation of a GenBank genome assembly. Lineage: Eukaryota; Ciliophora; Oligohymenophorea; Peniculida; Parameciidae.
AUGAAUAAUAGAUGGUCUAUUUCUAAUUAAGCUCCUUUGUAGUAAUCUCGUCACAAAUAAGAGAUUGAUAAUUCGAAUGUACCUAACAAUCAACCUGCACAUCAUGUUAAAAAUGAUGAAUAAGUGAGAUAACUCUGUCAAAAAGAUAGUCCGAUUCCUUCGUAAAUUUAUUAUCAAUAUCAUUAUAAAGUGAAAAUAGAUCACGGAUAAAGAGUUCCUAUGACAUAGCAAAAUCAAGCAUAUCUCAAAAAUAUGAAAAAAGUAUAAUUCCAUAAUAUUAUUAUUAGCUGAAACUUCGUAUUCUCCUAUAAUAAAGUCAAAUUACUAAAGAGAUAUUUCUCCUCAAUUCUAAAAGAAUGAGAACCAUAAAUUGUUAGAUUCAUAUGAAGUUCGAUUAAUGAAGUUAAGUCAAGAGAAUGGAUAAUUAUAAAGUUAAUUAUUUUCAGAUCAAUAAAAAUACAACUAAAUAAUUAUUGAUUUUGAGUUACAAACUAAAUGUUUAGAAUAAAAGUUACAUACAGAAAUAAUGAAUAUAUAAUAGCAUAAAUUGUUAAUAUAAAACAAAAAUGAAGAAAUUAAUGCAUCAACUUAAGAAUUAUUAAGAUUGGAACAAAAGUAUUUUGAUUUAGAAUCUAAAGUAUGAUUAUAUUAAUUAUUCAAAAGAUGUUUCAAUAACAAAAAGAUAUGGGAAUAUUAAAAUAAUCAAAUGAUUCAAAAAUUAUAGAAAUAGAUAAUUUAAGAUAAUAUAUUAAAGAACUUUAAACUAAGAAUAUAAGGGAUUAAGAGGAAUUAAAAUUAGCUACUGAUAGUUCUAUUCGUAUUAAUUAUGAAUUAUAGAUAAAAGAAAUUUAAGUUUAACAUGGUAACAAUAUUGCUAGAUUGAAUGAUUUAUUAUAAUAGGAAUAAUAAAAAUAUAAUAGAUUAUUAAAUUAAUUUGAAUAAUAAAUGAAUGAAUUAAAUUAUUAGAAUAUUAAGUUGAAUGAUUUAAAGAUUGAGAAAGAUAAAUUAUUUGAUGAGAAUGCUAAAUUAUAAAGAUUUUUAGAAGAAAUUAAAGUAUAGUAACUAGAAUUUUUGAGAGAAUCAGAUUCACAAAGAGAUAGAUAAAUGUAAUAAGAUAAAAAUCAUUAAAAUACACUUAAUGAAUUAAAAUCUCAUUAUGAAUAUAUGAAAAAAUCUUAGGUAGAGAGGGAAGUUAAGGAAGUAACUAUUAAAUUUUAGGCAGAUAAAUUGAAUUAUGAAUCUCAAAUAAGAUCUUUAAAUUAAAGAUUGAUAGAAUUUGAAGGAAAGAUUAAUUUAAAGAAUGAAGAGAAUCGAUAAUUACAAUAAAAGUAAUAAGCCAUUGAAUCUGAAUUAAGAAUUUUUGUUUAAGAUCAUGAACAUUAUAAGAGAAUUAAAGAAAGUGAAUUAUAAGAAUAUUAAAAUGAAUUCUAAAAAUUUAAAUAAUUGUAAUUUGAAACUUAAUAGAAAAACUAAAAUUAAUAGAAUGAGAUUUAGAGAUUAAAUUAAAUUAUUAAUGAUUUUAAAACUGAAAUUGAUCUUGUAAAAUCUUAAUCUUAAGAAAUUCAAAAGUAAUUUUUAAUUGAAUAUGAAGAUGAUCUUAAAAAUUAAAAAUUAAAAUAAUAAUAUGAAAUUAAAUAAUUAUAGGAUCUAAUUAAUGAAUUAAAAAAUUAAAAUUAAUAAUAAGAUUUAAUUAUAAAAUAAAAAGAUGAAAUAGUACAUCAAUAAAAAUUAAAUGUAUCUCAAAAAUAAGGAGAAAUUGAUGGAUUGACAUUGAAAUUAGAAAAUUUAGAAAAACUUAAAGAUUAAGAAAUACAUUAAUAUUAAAGUGAAAUCGAAAACCUUUAAAGAGAAUAACAUUUAUCUCUAAAUAAAUUAACAAAUGAGAAAAGUCUUUUAGAAUAAUAAAUUAAAUAAUUGAAACAAAAAUUAAAUGAUUUUGAGACUUAAUAAAUAUAAUAAGAAUUCAAUAAGGAAUAAGAAAGAUAAGAAUUAUAAUAAAAAUUAUAAUAAAAAGAAUUUCAAUUAUAAUAAUUUUAAAAUGAAAAAAAUAGUAUCAGCUCUCAAUUGACUGUAUAUAAAUAGAAAAUUGAGUAAUUUGAUUAAAUAAUAUCAGAAUUAAGAGAAUAGAAUUAGUAAAUUAAUUAGGAAAUAGAAGAUCAGAAAUAAUAGAAUGAAAGUGAUAGAGCUUAAUUUGUAAAGAAAGAACUUGGAUUGGAAAAUAAGAUAUAACAAUUAAAAUAAUAAAUAAAUUAAAGAGAAUAAGAAUUGUAAUAGUAUCUUAGUGAAUUAGACACUACUAAUAAUAGAGUUCGUUAAUAAGAGUUAAUUACAUAAUAAAGUUAAGAUGAAUUUAGAAGAAGGGAACAUUAAUAUGUUCAAGAAAUUACAAAUUUAAAAUAACUUAUGGAUACUACUUAACAAAGAUAAAGUGAAUAUUAAAGUAUGAGAGAAACAUUGUAAGAAUAAGUUUAAAGUUUAUAAGAGAAAAGUUAAAAUAAAGAAAAAGAAGUUGAAGAAUAAUAAUAAAAGUAUGAAGAUUUAAGAGAGUAAUUUAAUCAAUAUGUAGAAGAGACUAACACAAAAUUGGAAUAUUAUUAAACAAUAGAAUAUGAGAGGAAGGAAUCAGAUUUGAAAUAUUAAGCAGAAUUGGUAAUUAAUUAUGUAUUAUUUUUAGAAUGCUGCUUAAGAUAAGAUAAGAGUCUUAGAAAUAGAAUUAGAAACUCUAUAAUUAAGAUAGAAUCAACUUCUUAAAGAAAGAAGAGAAUUAGAAGAUUUAUUAGAUGAAAAAUCAAAAGAAAUUGAAUCACUUAAAAAUUAACUUAAUAAAGAUUAUAUUUCAAAUGAAGAAUAUACAUUAUUAUAAAAAAAGUAUAAUGAAUAAACAGAUGAAUUACAUUUAUUAGAAUAAAAACAAAUUAAAUUUGGUACUGAAAAAAAACAAUUAGAAAGAUAAAUAGAUAAAUUGAAUUAAGAUAUUGAACUUAAAGAUUAAGAACUUUUAUAGACUGAUAAUUUAAUGAAAAAAAGAAGAAGUGAAUAAGAUGAAUUAAAUAGAAAAAUUGAUUAAUUAACUAAAGAUUAUUCAAAAGUAUCCCAUGAUUUAUUAGAUGUGUAAGCCUAAUUAAGUACAAAAAAUGAUUAAAUUAAUGCUUUGAAAAGAGAAAAUGAAGAUUUAUAGAUCUAAUUAGCUUCUGCAAAAAAAUAAUAUGAGAAAACAUAAGAAUAAUUAAAUAAAAAGAAUUAAGAAUUAUUAGAAAAAUUUAAUGAUGCUGAAAUCAAAAAGUCAUACUCUUCUGGUGAAAAUACAGCAACAAAAGUCUUAACUGCAACUACAAUUAUUAAGACAUCCCAAGUGUAGCUUAAUACUCCUUUAAUUCCAGAAGAAGAGAGUUAAAAAGGAACUGAAAGAUCAGAUUAACAAUUUAAGGUAUUCAAUUAAUAAUCUAAUUAGGUAUCUCAAAAAAGUCAAGAAUUUUGA